GAGCAAGGAAAAUGCGACGUGCUUAGCAUAUUGGAAAAGGAGGAACUGCUCCUGUCCCCACGUGAAAUCGCAAGGCGCGAGCGCGCGUUCAAGGUCUUCAACCAAUUAUAUUACAACAAAAGUUGGAUUGAUGUGCUUUGUUUGAAGAGUUUACGUGAUAAUCCUAACCUAUUGCUGCCACAGUGCAAAGUUUCCACUCCUUUUCUACACCAUCUAACAAACAACAAAUAUGGGGUGCUGAAGAAAUUUUUGAAAAUGCUUCAAGCCCGCAGUCCAUUUUAUAAUGAACAAAUGCUUAAGUGUCCGGAUAAGAAAGUUUGGGAAAAACAUCGUGAGACACAUUUGAAUCAUAUACAAUAUCAGACGCGUCGAAAUAUGCUAACGAUAUUGCGUACGAUUCGCCAACUUAGGGCCAGGGGAAAACUUGACAAACUCAGUAAAUACAUCGAAGAAGUUAUGGGCGAUUAUGUAGUGCUAAAGACACAUCGUGUCAUGCCCUGGAAAUUCGAAUUUUUGAAUGAAGUCUACAACACAUUGGCGCUGGCUUAUAUCGAUCGUUUCAUUCAACCGAGUGAUUUGUCAUCAGCACAAAAUAAUGCAGGUCACUUAAUGCGAUUGCUACGUAUCCCAACCGAUAAGAACAAAGAUCGUCAAGUGAGCUUUGUCUUCGGCGAUAAAUCCACCUAUCAGGAACCGGAUGCUAUUGACUAUACAAUGAUCGCUUAUAAAAAAUAUUUGGCUCGCUUGGAGAAACGUAUUCACUUCGCUAAAUACUCGAUUGAAAAAUGCUAUUUGUUGCACGAGAUCGCCCGCAGUCAUCUGCGACAGAGCCGAUUUGACGAGUGUGUUUCGGUGGCUCGUAAAGCUAUUGAAGAAUCGAAAAACUGCAACAGCAACGUUUGGCGCUUCUUAAGCACCAUACUUAUAUGUAAGGCCCAUACAGUUCUUCACAAGGUGGAACGUGCCAAGGAAAUACUAGAUGAAUCCUAUGCGGUAGCAAAGAGCAUGAAUAGCCCUGAAUUGAUGUCUUUCAUUGAGAGCUGUCGCCAAGUGAAUGAGGCAGAAAUAUCAUUGAAAAAGCGUUAUCAGUCAACGGAUUCGAUCCGCAAGCGCAGAAGCAAAGUUUCGCUUGAAAGCCGCAACUCACAAAUAUCACAACCUAGUAGUGAAACAAACGAUGAAUUAAAUGCAGCAUAA
This is a messenger RNA of Rhagoletis zephyria (snowberry fruit fly), 1197 nucleotides long. RefSeq lists its product as uncharacterized. Gene Ontology annotation, molecular function: protein binding. The record is from RefSeq and is a predicted model, not a curated record. NCBI's taxonomy places the organism in Eukaryota, Metazoa, Arthropoda, Insecta, Diptera, Tephritidae.